Messenger RNA from Diaporthe amygdali, 2190 nucleotides. Its product is annotated as RNA polymerase I-specific transcription initiation factor rrn3. Gene Ontology annotation, biological process: transcription initiation at RNA polymerase I promoter. The transcript is spliced from 3 exons. The coding region runs from base 1 to 2190 and encodes 729 amino acids. NCBI's taxonomy places the organism in Eukaryota, Fungi, Ascomycota, Sordariomycetes, Diaporthales, Diaporthaceae. The record is from RefSeq and is a predicted model, not a curated record. Gene Ontology annotation, molecular function: RNA polymerase I core binding; RNA polymerase I general transcription initiation factor activity. Gene Ontology annotation, cellular component: nucleus.
AUGGAGACCAAUCCAAUGGAGGCAGGCGGUCAUUCAGUCUCAUUAGGGUCCACGGCGGGAGUGGAGUGGAAUCCAUUAGGCAUCCUCGACAGUCUCGACGUCAGCCACACCGACAGCGUGGUUGGACUUUUCCACAUGGCCACUCACACACCCAUAAGAACAGAACGGCGGUCAUCGCCACCAACUGCCAAAAGCUCGGCCUUGAAGAGUAUCCUGCGCACAAGCCUGACAACCUUGGGCCGCCGCAUGAGAGACGACGACGAUGAGGAGGCCCAGCCACAAAGUCCAACCAAGCGUCGCAAGACCGUCGUCUUCGACAUGAACUCCAACACUGUGCAGAGCAUCGCACCUGCGACACCGACCGCGGCCAAGGAGAAGGCUGAAGAAGUCAAGCUCGCAGUGGUGAAGGCUCUGAAGGAACACAGCAUAGGCGAUCAGGAAGGUUACGACACUCUCAAGGGAAUAUUCGAGAACGACCGCCGCCGAAAACAGACCCCCAACUCGAGUCAGGUUGAGGACGAGGUCGACCCCUCCGAUCUGAUACACUACGUCAAGGCUCUCAAGGUGUGCGCACCCCAGCUCGGGAGAUCCUGCUCAAGCCUUGUCCACGAGGUCCUCAGCAUACCAUGGCUUGGCCGGCCUGACGACUUCGUGACCGCCUAUACCGACUUCCUGGCCAACCUUGUCACCGGUCAAUCCAUCUAUCUCAGCAAUGUUCUUGGCAUGCUCGUGGAAAAGUUUCGGCAUUUUAGGGAAUUUGAGUGGAGGGCAGGUUAUUUCCCAGAUGUCAGCUGUGAUGUGAUGCGACGACGCCUCCACCGCGCACUCGGCCAUGUCCUGCAGCUGUUCCCCGCGGCAAGACGUGUGCUUUUGUCCCUGGUCAACAAGGAGUUUCCCUUCUCCGACGAGUCCAAGAACAUCCACAUGGCGUUUGUACAGAAUCUGCUACGUCUGCGGGAAUACGCACCUGAUAUGGGACCCGAGAUCAUGGAGUUGAUCACGGAUCGGCUUGUCAAAAUCGAUGUGCAGAUCCAAGUUGAUCUGGACGAGGUCGACGAUGACAUGGCUGCCGGUGUAGUUCAGCAGCUUCAAGCUUCCAGAGCCGAUGAGAUCGACAAUGACGAUGUGAGCGACGUCGAGAGCGUUGCAAGUGAUGAGAGCGAUGAUCGCCACGAGCUCAGCGGCAAGAUUCUGAAAGCGGCCCAACACAUUCAGAAGAUGGACUUCAUUAUGAACAGCCUUUUCGAACUCUACCAGCCGAUCUUCGCCGAGCCGGACUCUGAUGGCGCGAGAGAUAUCUUCGAGAACAUGCUCACAGAAUUCGUCAACAUCAUCCUUCCCACAUACUCAAGUCGGCAUACUCAGUUCCUCAUCUUUCAUUUCAGCCAGCUGUCCGAAGAACUCACAGAUAGGUUCGCUGGAGUGCUGCUCGACAUAGCAUUUGGCAACCAGAAUUCUAUGAUCACAAGGCAGAACGCUGCCGCUUAUCUUGCCAGUUUCGCCGCUCGCGGCAAGAGGGUUCCCGCCGAGUCUGUGCGAACAAUAUGCACAGUGCUCAUUAAGCACAUCGACUCAUACCGAUACAGACAUCAAGCCACUGCGCGCCCAGACCUGAGACGAUUCACCCCCUACUACGCUCUCUUCCAAGGUCUUCUGUACAUUUUCUGCUUUCGGUGGCGUGAUCUGGUCGUCGACAAACCUGAUCUUGUCGACCCGGAGGAUCCCGCCUCCUACCUGGGUCAAGAUCUCGAGUGGAUGGAAGAGCUGCGCCCAAUCCUCCGAGCGAACAUCUGGUCUGGGUUCAACCCCCUACGGGUGUGCCAUCCAACUAUUGUGCAAGAAUUCGCCAAUCUUGCUGGCCACCUUGGCUUCAUGUACGUCCACGACAAGAUCGAAGCCAACCGGCGGAUUUACCUUUCUUCGUACGUCUCCUCAAGCGUGGAGGCCUUGCGAGAAACGGCGAGCCAAAACCCAUAUGAUGAGAGCUGGUUGCAGCUCACGCCAUACUUUCCCUUCGACCCUUACCAGCUUCCCGAGAGUAGACAUUGGGUCGACGGCGAUUACAUACCAUAUGACUCCUUCCCGGGUCUAGAUGGAGAAGAAGAUGAGAGUGAAGAUGAGGACCUCUUGGAGGGCGAUGAGACGUUUGAGGAGGACACUGAGACGGACGAAGGUAGUGGAAGACAGUAA